AUGCAUACGCCAUUCUACUUCUUGCUUCACGAGGCCGAUGCUGCCACUGCUGCAGCAAUUUUCAAGGAAAUGAAUAAUUCCACAAACUCCACAAACUCCACAAACUCCUCCGCUUGUCGAACCAUGAAAGAGUGUUUUAAAGACCCCAAAAGCCGCAUCGUCCUUAUUAUCGUCUGGUCGCUCGCAGGGAUGUCCUUCAUUGGAGCUGUGGUAUUGCUGGUUAAAUUCUGGCUGACCCACCGACGCAAGUCUAGGUCACAGAAUCAGGAGGCAGUGCCUGAAGGACUUGGUAUUCGGAUGGAUGAAGUGAAUGGACAGAACGUGCAGGGGUCAGGCGCGGGUCAAAACGCACCAGAAUCGGAUUCAAAAUGCUGUUUCUGA
Messenger RNA from Cadophora gregata, 381 nucleotides. RefSeq lists its product as uncharacterized. The transcript is spliced from 2 exons. The coding region runs from base 1 to 381 and encodes 126 amino acids. The record is from RefSeq and is a predicted model, not a curated record. NCBI's taxonomy places the organism in Eukaryota, Fungi, Ascomycota, Leotiomycetes, Helotiales, Ploettnerulaceae.